AUGGUAGGAGUGGUGUCGGUGCGUCAAGACGACUGGGGAGGCGCGGAAAUGGCGCUGACGGAAGCAAAUGUUCUGGAUCGCACCUACGCCGACGUGUGGGGGGUACCUUGCGCUCCGACCCCACCUCGUCUGCGCGAAGCCGAACAAGCAUUGGAGCAAGCCCUUCGCUGUGACUUGGCGAACACGACCCUGCUCCGUGAGCUCAGCAAUGGAUUUGUGGCGGUGGAUAAACUGGAAGUGGCCGAGUCGCUCUUGCGCGAGCAGCAUGGGCGACCGCGCAACGUUGCUGGCUCGCAACAAGGAGCGGACAAGGAACAACACCACCAUCGCGUGGACGGACCAUAG
Messenger RNA from Aphanomyces astaci, 345 nucleotides. RefSeq lists its product as hypothetical. Gene Ontology annotation, cellular component: extracellular exosome; motile cilium. Bases 1 to 345 code for a protein of 114 amino acids. Lineage: Eukaryota; Oomycota; Saprolegniomycetes; Saprolegniales; Verrucalvaceae. The transcript has 4 exons. Gene Ontology annotation, biological process: cilium movement; cilium assembly. The record is from RefSeq and is a predicted model, not a curated record.